AUGUCCGUCGAUCCAGUCGAGGCGGACCCUGCGCUUUUGAGCGACAACUCCGAAAUCAAAACAUUUACCACGAGCAAAUUUACUUAUUCCAACCUCCGAAUCUUUUACCGACGCCACCCGAAAGCCGACGAGCUUCCCAAAGUUCCCUCUCCUCUUCCACUCCUCGUUUUCGUCCACGGACUAGGCGGGUCGGUCGCACAAUUCCAUCCUCUUCUUACGAGCCUUCUACCUGUAGCGUCCUGCUUGGCGAUUGAUCUGCCAGGAUGCGGCCGAUCCGAAUUCUCGGAGACGUCAUGGGAUGCCUACACGACGGCGGCGCUUGCGGAGCUUCUCGAAACCAUAAUCGAGAGCUACAGGGAUAAAAAGGCAGGCCAGCAAGUGGUGUUGAUUGGGCAUAGCAUGGGGUCAGCACUCUGUGCCUACCUGUCAAGCAAGGACCUACCACACACAACGAAGCUAGCUGACAACAUUGUCGGUCUCGUCGCCAUCUGCCCAGUAUCUGGCCCUCCUCCCGAGGAGAAGGUUCGAAUCUUUCGGAUGCUCCUGUGGAUCCCGGGGUGGAUUUUCAACCUAUGGCGGAUGUGGGAUCGCCGAGGGGGCGCCGAUAGCAAAAGCGUGUUGCGGUUUGUAGGUGACAAUGCGGAUGCGGAAUCGCGACGGCUCCAGCAUUUGUUCAACUGCCAAAGUCGGACGCCGGUGUGGAGGCGGAUGGCGUCAGGCUCCCUCCCCGUGUAUAAGGCUGGCGUACCCGUCGGCGGGCUACCGACGCCGGAGAUUUGGAAGGGUCUCGAGGUGCCAAUCUUCCUCGUCGCCGGCAAGGCCGACAAGGUCACUCCUCCCACCGAGGCCGAGAAGCUAGCGAGUUUAUUUGAGGCUGGACCCGCGGUCAAGGCGAAGCUUGGCAGCUUGGCUGAUAGCACUUCCUCGUCCACGAGCUCUCCAGGUGGUGAUGGCAUCGAUGUCUCCGAGGACGCGGGCGUGAGCGAUGCAAAGGCCAACGCUCUCCCCGGGGUCCUCCAAACCCUCGUCAUGCCCGCGCCGGCCAACCAUGCGCUUCUCUAUAUGCCAAUGACAGUGCGUAUCCUCGCUGGGAACGUAUCUGAUUUCCUCUCUACCUAUGUCACUGGUCGGUUGGCACUCUCCUGGCAGCUACAAUAUCUUGCCAAAGAGGGAAAAUGGGAGCUGAAGAACCUGACCAAGUGGAAAAGCGUGCAGCCAGUGUCUAAGCCCAUCGGCCCAGUAGACAAACCCGUGUUUGUGGCGAUGAAGACUCUACGAGAAGUGGAUGAGCUCCAUUGCCCAGCCGAAUUUGUCAAGAACUGGGGGACAAGGCCUUCAAAAGGGAGGCAUCGCAUAUCACAAGUUAUCCACGGUAUCCAAGAUCCCCCGACGGAUGAAGAGAUUGCCAAGUUUAUCUCACUCGUGGACACGAUCCGGGACUCGCGGCCAGAUGGCGAGACUCGCGACUUGAUCGGGGUACACUGCCAUUACGGCUUCAACCGCACGGGAUAUUUUAUUGUAUGCUACCUCGUUGAGAGGUGCGGCUUCGCUGUCGAAGAUGCCAUGGCGGCCUUUGCGACGUCGCGGCCAAACGGUAUCCGGCACCAACACUUCCGGGACAAGCUUUGCAUGAAGUACGGGAUGCUCGUCAGGGGCGCUGAACAGGCAUCAUAA
Molecule: messenger RNA, 1674 nt
Organism: Parascedosporium putredinis
Lineage: Eukaryota; Fungi; Ascomycota; Sordariomycetes; Microascales; Microascaceae
Source: the annotation of a GenBank genome assembly